Cydia amplana is the source of this 2904-nucleotide messenger RNA. RefSeq names its product exostosin-3 (gene botv). Gene Ontology annotation, molecular function: glycosyltransferase activity. Gene Ontology annotation, cellular component: membrane. NCBI's taxonomy places the organism in Eukaryota, Metazoa, Arthropoda, Insecta, Lepidoptera, Tortricidae. The record is from RefSeq and is a predicted model, not a curated record. Bases 116 to 2878 code for a protein of 920 amino acids. The transcript has 10 exons.
UUACGUCUGUGGAAUGAAACAGAUUCUUGUAUUUAGAGAUAAUUAUUAGCGUAAUAUGUUUUUAUUUAUACCUACUACCUUUGAGAAGUAUGUGAUACUCCUUAAAUAGUGCAAUAUGUUACUCAAUGACCGACUAUGCCAAUGGCUAGGGCAUUUAAAGUUGUCUCGAGUCAUUUUAAUGGUCUCCGUAAUAUUAUUUGUGGUGCCGCUUGUAACACACUACUAUUUGUCCAAGUAUGAUUCAUUGUCGUUUUCCUUUGAUGGCAACCCCAUGCGCCAUACUCUGGAUGCCUAUGGAGACUUUUCAUUGAUGAACGCUGCAGAUCUCAAGAUUAGGAUAGAAGAAAUGCUUAGAAUUAAGGCAUCAGUAUCGACAGAGCUCCGUGAGCUUGAAGCUCGGCGAGCGCGUUUGCAGCGGGAGGCGGCGGCGGCGGGCGCUCGCGCCGACAGCGCCAAAACCGAACACUCGCGCGCCGCCGCCGAGCUGCAGCGCCUGCGCGUCUCCGCCGACCAGGCGCGACUCGCGCAGCUCGAGGCCAUCCGCCGAGACUCGCCGGAGCUCGCUCCACCUUCCCCUCUCCUCCCUUCACAACCUCCGCCCGUCCUCCCUCCCCUCCCCUCCGCUUCCCAACACCACUGCCGCAUGCACUCCUGUUUUGAUCACUCCCGUUGCUCUCUUACGUCCGGCUUUCCUGUAUACUUUUAUGACCCUGAUACGUAUGCGCCCAUUGCUGGCGCGGAAGUGGAUGGCUUCUUGAAAACGACAGUAAGACAGACACUGGGAUAUAAUGCGCAUAUUACACAAGACGCCAAAGAGGCUUGUAUCUAUCUAGUCCUAGUAGGAGAGGCUUUCUCUUCAGAAAGGAAUUCAAUAUCAACAGGUGACAGCCUAAAAUUGGCUUUAAAUGAAACUGUAAUCAAAAGUUUGCCGUACUGGGGUGGCGACGGUCGCAACCACGUCCUUAUUAACUUGGCCCGAAGGGAGUUGUCUGUGGGCGCUGGCGACGCGUUUAAGAGCGCUAUGACGGGCAGAGCUAUGAUAGCACAGUCUACGUUUACUCUGACCCAGUUCCGGCCUGGGUUCGACCUCGUAACGCCUCCAGCGCUCGGCCCACCCGGCGGAGACGUAUGGCUGGACUGCGCUCCAAUAGCUCCCGCUAGACGGAAAUAUUUACUGAGUUUUCAGGGCUCGCAACCUCCUUUUAGUGGAUUGAAUAAAGAUGAGGAUAAAUCGAUGAUCGAAGCGCUCCAAAAGACUGCAAAGUCGAGCUCUACAUCAGAUUUAUUUUUUCUGCAAUUCGAAUGCGACCCACCCGUCGAAAAGCGUACAGUGUAUCCUAUUGGUGAUUGGGCCUUAUGCGGCACGGACCGCUCGAGACGCGCCUUGCUAAAAGAUUCUACCUUUGUCGUGAUUCUUGCUCCGAGCGAUCCAAGUUAUACCUCGACAGCAUUGCUGCAAGCAAGGCUAUAUGAAGGUUUGAGAUCCGGCGCAAUUCCAGUCAUCUUGGGUGGAGACAGAAUUACAUUGCCUUAUGAUGAAGUGCUCGAUUGGCGACGUGCAGUACUAUCGCUUCCCAAGGCUCGAGUUCCUGAGCUGCACUUCGUUUUACGAGCGUUUUCCGACGCCGACCUGCUCGCAUUUCGGAGACAGGGGCGAUUAUUCUGGGAGCGAUAUCUUAGCUCAGUGCAAGUGAUGGUGGAUUCACUGUUAGCAGUGAUCCGAACACGCCUGAACAUACCGGCGCGGCCGGCGGUGCCGACGGUCGGGACCCCGGCCUUCAACGAAUCGUAUUACCCGCCCCGGUUGGAGCCGCCGGCGAUAGACGCGGAGCCGGAGGAGACGCUCGGGCCGCUGGAGGCGCCGUACCCGAGCCCGACAUACCGCCGUAACUAUUCGAUAGGGCUGGUGCACGGGUACGAACUGUGGAACGAGUGGGCGGACCCGUUCGCGCUGUACCCGCAGACGCCGUGGGACCCGCCGGUGACAUCGGAGGCGCGCUUCACGGGGUCGGCGGCCGGGUUCCGGCCGGUGGGCGCGGGCGCGGGCGGCGCCGGCAAGGAGUUCAGCGAGGCCCUGGGCGGCGACCGCCCGCGGGAGCAGUUCACCGUCGUCAUCCUCACGUACGAGCGGGAGGCGGUGCUGGCGGCGGCCGUCGCGCGCCUACGCGGUCUGCCCUACUUGAACAAGGUGGUAGUGGUAUGGAACGGGCGCACUCCGCCGUCCGCCUCGCUGGCCUGGCCGGAGAGCGGCGCGCCCGUGGCGGUGGUGCGCGCGGCGCGCAACUCGCUCAACAACCGCUUCCUGCCAUACGACCUCAUCGACACCGAGGCCGUGCUCUGCGUCGACGACGACGCGCAUCUCAGGCACGACGAGAUCGUGUUCGCUUUCAGAGUGUGGCGCGAGCACCGAGACCGCAUUGUGGGGUUCCCCGGACGAUACCAUGCCUGGGACCUCAACUACAACAACGGGUUUCUUUACAACUCGAAUUACAGCUGUGAACUCAGCAUGGUCCUGACGGGCGCGGCGUUCGUGCACCGCUACUACCUGUGGGCCUACUGGCGCGCGCUGCCCGCCGCCAUACGCGACUACGUCGACGAGUUCAUGAACUGCGAGGACAUCGCCAUGAACUUCCUCGUCGCGCACAUCACUAGGAAACCGCCCGUGAAGGUGACGUCGCGCUGGACGUUCAGGUGCCCUGGCUGCCCUGUCACGCUCUCCUCCGACGAGACGCACUUCCACGAGAGGCACAAGUGCAUCCAGUUCUUUUCCCAGGUGAUGGGCUACACUCCAUUGCUGUCGACACAAUACCGAGCCGACUCCGUUCUCUUCAAAACGCGCAUUCCACACGACAAACAGAAAUGUUUCAAGUUCAUAUAACACGUAGGUCAGUACCAAACCUGUAC